This is a messenger RNA of Xenopus laevis (African clawed frog), 3500 nucleotides long. Its product is annotated as transmembrane protein 198-B. The transcript is spliced from 4 exons. The record is from RefSeq and is a predicted model, not a curated record. Lineage: Eukaryota; Metazoa; Chordata; Amphibia; Anura; Pipidae. Bases 686 to 1768 code for a protein of 360 amino acids.
AAUUGAAAAGUUGCUUAGAACUGGCCAUUCUAUAACAUACGAAGAAUUAACUUAAAAAUUAAUGACCCCUUUAAGAUUGUAUAUGCCCGAUUAUCAUGCAUACACACAAUAAACAUCCAUAUACUUCAUAGGUUAACAUAUGCCUGAUACACUUGCACACACCAGAUUAGUUUGCAUUCAUAUAGUAGAUUGCAUAGGCUUAAUAAACUUUAUGUCCACAUCUGAUUGACUCGCAUACACCUGAAUUGCUUGCAUACACAAACAGACUAAUAAGAUGCAGACUGGAGUGCUUCACAUUGGUUUAAGUCGCUUGCUCGCCAGGAAGGGAUUGUUGAGCACGCAUAAGACUUUGUAUGCUCAGUCCCAAUAUGACAGAGAAUGAGGGAUUAAUCUAGGUUUAGAAGGCUAUGUUCAUUCAGUUGUUUGCUAAAAUAAGCCCUUUCCUAAUGGAGUGAUGGUAUUUAUGGGAUGAUACAGGGCAUUCCUGAGAAGUGGUAGAUGUACCCAGCAUGUUAGUGGUGCCUUUGUGGGUCACACAAACUAGUAAACGCCUUACUUAUAACUUCAGUGGAUUUUUCUCCCUUGAAGGUGAUGCAAGAUUAUUUAUAGAGGAGUCUCUGCAUGGAAGUCACCCAAUUCCAAAAGUGCUGAUAGAAGAAAGGACUAAGAUUGGCAAGGUGACAAUAUGACAGACACUAUGCAAACCCUACACUUCCAGCUGCUGCCCCCUGAGCCAGGACAGGACUGGCCUCCUCCCUGUGAGCAGGAAAUUGAGAGGAGGUACCAGGUGGUCCCUUCCGUGGUCUGUGCCAUGUGCUGCCUCUUUGGAAUCAUCUAUUGCUUUUUUGGCUACCGCUGCUUUAAGGCUGUGAUGUUUCUAACGGGUCUCAUGUUCGGUUCAGUGGUGAUCUUCAUGCUAUGCUACAAGGAGCGGGUACUGGACACCCAGCUGAGUGUGGAGGCCAGUGUUGGCAUUGGGCUGGGCAUCGGGAUUCUGUGUGGCCUGGUGACUAUGCUGGUGCGAAGUGUGGGGCUCUUCAUGGUGGGACUACUGCUGGGGCUGCUGCUAGCCAUAGCCAGUCUAAUAGUCAUGGAGCAGUUCUAUCACCCAAGGACAGUCUGGGUUCCUGUGGCCCUCUUGCUUGGCAUUGGCAUGCUCUUUGCUGUACUAACCUUGCAGUGGCAGAGGUUCUUCACCACACUUUCCACAGCGGUCUUUGGCAGCGCCAUAAUGACAGUGACAGUGGAUUACUUCAUUGAGCUGUUCCUGCUGGUGCAGUAUGUUUACCAACGCUUGAAGGUGGCACCGCCACAAGCUGUCUGCUGGUAUAGCUGGGUCAUCCUGGGCAUCUGGCCUGUACUUAGCCUGCUGGGAGUCCUGGUUCAGUGGAAAGUCACAGGAGAGGGCUACUCUCACACAGAAGUUAUCAUCAGUCGGCAGCAGCGCCGUGUCCAGCUCAUGAAGAUUAAACAGAGGGAGGAACGAAAAGAAAAGAAGAAGAAGAAGAAAAGGCCUCACCAUCAUCAUCCUCACCCGCAGCACAAAGCCCCACAUCCUCCAGAUCCUGCCUUCCGCCGGAAACCCACCCCUAUACGGCGCUUUGAUGGGGACGUGAUUUCUCCGAGUUACAUUCAGAGUUUCCGGGACCACCAGUCGGGAUCAUCGCGAGGCCGCAUGACUGGGGCCCACACUGUGGUGGAUCUGGAUUAUGACUGUGGCUCUCGGGUGCCACUGACUGCAGGGGCCACCUGUGCUGUGCGGGUAUAGCAGAGGGUGAGAUACACAGGGAGUGAGGGCAACGUGUCCAUACUCCAUACCAUGUCAUUGCGCUGUAUUAAGCAAUCACUGUGACACGUGGGGGACUGGCUUGUUACGCAAGCUGUGGACACUCAAAAUCAGUACUACAUUACCCACAGCUCUCUGUGGGACCAAACACAGUGCCAGUAUGAAUCAUGGCAUCUCACUCCUGGCAGUGGCCCACAGACACCACUCUGACACUAUACAACCUGUAGCCCACCUACCUCUCCAUAAUCUGCACCCUCUGGGGUUGACUACCAUCAUUCCUUUCCUAUCCCAUUAAAUGCCCCCUAGUUUAGUGUCUGUAAAUACCCCCAUGGGCUAGAGGUGCUUCUCAGAAUAACAAAGAAUUGGGGCAGAUUGCCUUUAGAACUACAAAUCCCAUGAUCCUGUCCUGAUGGAUGAUACUGAUUUUUAUAAGGCUGCACUCUAGGGGAUCGGGGAAGCUGAAUUUAGAUCAAUAAAGUUAUUGUGUGGACCAUAUUUAAGAGCCAUUAUUCACGUCCUAGGAAGUAGCCAUGACUCUUUGCCUUCUUGGAGUCCUACGCAGUGGAUGAGGGUAAUGUAGCUCAGUGUUAAGUUGCACCCCCACCAACCCAUUUCUCAUUGCCUCUGCCCUCGCAUCCUGAAUCCACCAAAGGAGAAGUCAAGCCACUGAAGACAGGCAGUAACACUUGCCUGCACUUACAGCUGUCUUAAUGUACUGAGCACCAGUGCCAUCUAGUGGCCAUCUACAGGAGCAGUCCUACAUGAAAACAGAUGGAGAGACCUGGAGCCUAAUAAAUGGAGAAGAAAUUGCUGAAUUUCAGGACAUUUUGGUUCAUUGGUCGAAUCUAUACAUUUUUAGGAAAAAAAAGCCACAAAGGACAGAUUUGGUAUGUGGGUGGUGGGCGGGGGGUAAAUAACUUCUGAGGAAUUUUAAAUGGACCUUUUUUAAACUCUUGCUAUUGGGGUGCGUUGGGAAGUGAUGGUGUGUAAGAUGGAGUGUGUGUGAUAUUUAUACAGACUGUGAGAGAAUGAGGAGUUGCAACUGCCCUUUUUAUCCCCUCCAUGCUGUCUUUGGAAUUGUGUCCGACAGAGGGCCAAUCAGCUUUCAGCUUUUUUUUGUUGUAUUUUGUAGCAACCCAUGAGCUGCGGCUAGUGAGAUAUAUUCCUUUCUUGUCCAUGUGGCCAGUAAUCAUUCAGUUUGUCUUGUACUCCUGGAACCUUGUGGUCAGUUUUUCUUCUCCCAGAAGAUGGAGGGUGGGGUCAUUCACUGCAGGCGAUGUCCAUUUUGGACAUGGAUUUUCAUCUUGCUGCUCCUGCAGAACUACAACUCACAGAACCCUCUGCAUCUGAGCUGAGUGGCCUGGGAGUUGCAGUUCUGCCACAGCUGAUUUUUGGCAUUUGGAUAAGUUCCUGGCAUGUAUGUAUAGUGGAGCAACAGAAAUGCAACGCACAGAUAAAGUGCAACUAUUUUUUUUAAGGCCUGUCUUGUUGAUAGAUGUUUUAACCCUUAGCUGGCCCAGGCAGAGCAGCAUGAGUUUUGAGUUGGUGAGUGCAUAGCCCCCCCCUCAGGAUAUGUUUGCUUGUGGGAGGGGAACUUUAUCUCUUAUUUUAAAUAUUUUCUAUCUGUGCCAAAAACAAAGAAAUAUUCUCUGUAAAUAUCCACCAAUACCUGUUGAUUGUUAAUUUAUUUCCGUUCUUUAAAGGACAAGUCCCA